AGGUACCUAGGUACCUAACCCUGCCCGGCCCUGCCCAGCCCUGCCCAACCUCACCUCCUCCCUGUAUGAGUACACCUACCUACUCUAUAUGCCUAACUCCACCCCCUUCAUCCAUCUUGCACAUAUCUGCCUAUACCAGGGAUAGGAUAGGAUAGGAUACGCAUCCAUACAGCCAUGGCCCCGGUCAUCGCCCGGCCCAUCUCCGAGAGCAAGCCGUAUCUCGUCCCAGGAAAGCUGCUUGUGAAGGAGCUCUGGUUCGAAGUCCCCUUGGAUCACUCCGAUCCCAGCUCAAAGCCCGUCAGACUAUUUGCAAGAAGUGCCGUCAAGUACAAGAAGCCCAUUGUUGAGUCGUCGCCCCCCGAGGCUGCCCAGCGGCCCUACCUCGUCUUCCUCCAGGGCGGUCCUGGCUUUGGCUGCCCUGCGCCCCAAGACUCUACCCUGUCCAAGUACAUGCUCGAGAGGGGUUAUGAGCUGCUGUUUCUGGACCAGCGGGGUACUGGCCUCAGCACCCCCGUCUCUGCCGACACGCUGGGGCUCGUCGGCGGCCCCGGGGAUCAGGCCGACUACCUCAAGUUCUUCCGGGCCGACACGAUCGUCAAAGACGCCGAGGCUGUGCGCCUCUGCCUCACCAAGGACUAUCCGCCCGAGAAGAAGAAAUGGUCCACCUUCGGCCAGUCCUUCGGCGGCAUGACGACGCUGACAUACCUAUCAUUCGCGCCCGAGGGCCUACGCGAGUGCUUCAUCACCGGCGGGCUUGCCCCUCUGGACAAGGGACCGGCCGAAGUGUACCAGGUCACCUAUCAGAGAUGCAAGGAGCGGAACGAGGCCUACUACAAGAAGUUCCCCGACGACGUCGCCACGGUAAAAUGGAUCGCAGGGAAGAUCAUCGAGCUCGGCGGCGCCAAGGGGAUACCGCUUCCCGCCGGUGGCUUCCUGACAGUCCAGAGGCUGAUGACCAUCGGCCUUAACCUCGGUAAGCACGGCGGCAUCGACCAGGUCCACAACUACAUCCUCCGCAUGAAGGCAGAUCUCGACCAGUUCGGCCUCCUCACCCGUUGGACCCUGAAUGAGCUGGAGCAGGAUGGGUCUUGGGACGUUGCUCCUAUAUAUACGCUUCUCCAUGAGCCCUGCUGGUGCUUCGGCCCGGGCGUCGCCGGCAACUGGGCUGCCGAGAGGAUCGGCAAGGACAUAGACGGGUACCAGUGGCUGCGCCGAGACUGGGCCGGCCCCGCGAGCCUGCGCGACGACGACCCUCUGUACUUCUCCGGCGAGAUGAUCUACCCCUCGCUCUUCGAGACGUGUCCCGAGCUCGCGCGGCUUCGCGAGACGGCCGACCUGCUCGCCCGUUUCGACGAGUGGCCACCCCUUUACGACGUGGCGCAGCUGGCCAGGAACGAAGUCCCCGUGUACGCGGCGAGCUACAACGACAUGUACGUCGACUCCAACCUGGCCCGCGCCACCGCCUCCCGCAUCAGAGGCAUCAAGGUGUUCGAGACGAAUGUCCUCUACCACAACGCCCUCCGCUCCAAGCCCGAGGAUGUGAUCCCGCAACUGCUCAAGCUGCGCGACGACACGAUCGACUAGAGAAUAAAAAGCAGUAUAGGUAGUACUAUCAAGAUACUAAAUAAUAUUUGUUUUGCCGAGCACGGAGAUGGGGAGCUUCCCGCUGCUCGUAAAGUAUGAGAAGAGAGGGCCCAGAUUCGAGUCACGUUGUCUUAUCUCGUUGACUGAGUGGUUGUUGGAUCGCCCACAAAUUUAUAGCUUUACCUGCUCGUUGUAAACACACCCAAAAAUGAGGAAUCUAAUGAUACAAUGAAAAACCAAGAGCUAGACCUCGAAAACUAGCGUAAAGAAAUGUGUAAUCCACCGCAUUGCCCU
Messenger RNA from Durotheca rogersii, 1878 nucleotides. Its product is annotated as alpha/beta-hydrolase. The record is from RefSeq and is a predicted model, not a curated record. Gene Ontology annotation, molecular function: peptidase activity. Gene Ontology annotation, biological process: proteolysis. The transcript is spliced from 3 exons. The coding region runs from base 175 to 1584 and encodes 469 amino acids. Lineage: Eukaryota; Fungi; Ascomycota; Sordariomycetes; Xylariales; Xylariaceae.